UAACCGGUGAUUGUUUACAUUGGUCCUGUGGGUUUGCUUUCCUGCACUGUGGCAGCGUUUGGCUGAUUUCAGAGGGUUAAACUGCUGACAGACCAUGUGAUACCUCCUCUGUUGAGUUUGUCCUUCAGUCUGUAGGUCUGUUGUUAGUCUGGGCCUUGCAGGUGGAAUACAAGGUUGAGCGCACAUAGCACAGGAGGCAUGAGUAGGUUUCCAAGGAGUCUGGCUGCCUAUGUGUGUGAUGUUGGAGUUGAAGGGGGCGCCAAAACUGACACAAACAGAAGGUUCCUCACAGGAGCUUUAAAAAUGCCACACACUGCAAACUACCAACAGUACCAGGUUAUCGAGGUCAUGUCGUCUGAUUGCUGGGUGGAGUCCUGCAGUGAGGACUCUGCAGAGCAGACCGGACUGAAGAAGCCCCAAGAGGAAGAGGAAGAGGCAGAGGAGGAGGAAGUGGAGGUUCCCUGUGGGCAGAACCAGUCUGCAUGUAGCCUGAGGCAAGAAGAGACGGGAGGAGAGCAGCCUUUGUCACAUGACCACAGAAGCAAACAGGAAGUGACAUCAGAAGGUGAACUGGAGCAGAGCCAGAGGGAGGAGACGCUGAGGUUUUCACACAUGACUGCCAGCCAGGAAAUGCAGCAGAGAGGGUCAGUAACAGGUGCCCGCAGAGUGAGGGGAAACCUCCGGAGGUCCUUCCCCAGGGGCUUCUCCACCUGCUCCUACCCAGACAAGGACAGGGUGCGGCGGAUAGAGGAGCCUCGAGGGCUUGGGUCUUUCUACUACUUUGGGGGAGCAAAUGGGGCUGAAAUAUCUUUGUGUGAUUCAAGCAGAAGUGUGACUGAUUUCCUCUGGGACUCCUUCAGAGUGAGCGCUUACUGUGAGAGCAGAGGAUGGAAGAGGAUUCACAACAAGCACAGGGAGGAUUUCAAACUCAAGUGGUGUGAAACCAAAUCCCCGCCCAACUACUGUAACUUCAGAGAAGGUGAACAGUUGUUGUACCAGAUUCCCAACAACAAGGUGCUCACCACAAAGAUCGGCCUGCUCAGCAGUCUGCGGGAGUACGAGCGAGUCAGCAGCAAAGUCAACCACGGUCAAGGCCUGAGGAGGCUGAAAAUGGACGAGUUCAUCCCCACAACUUUCCGCAUGGAUCUGAGGGAGGAGAGGGAGGCUUUCUUUGCCCAGGAGGAGGGUGUGAGCAGCAAAGAGGGUCACAUGUGGAUCUGUAAGCCCACGGGUCUGAACCAGGGCAGAGGGAUUUUCCUGCUGAAGAGCCAGGAGGACGUAGUUGCUUUCAGACUGAAGCUACAGCAAACAGAGGAACACCAGGCCAGCAGGAAGACGCUCCACCGCCAGCCUCAGGCUCGCAUCGUCCAGCAUUACAUCCAGAGACCGCUGCUCCUAAAGGGGAAGAAGUUUGAUGUGCGCUCUUUUCUUCUGAUCGCCUGCACUGCACCUUACAUGGUCUUCUUCAGACACGGAUAUGUGCGCCUGACCUGUGACCUCUACGACCCAACCUCCAACAACCUCAUAGCUCACCUGACCAAUCAGUACAUGCAGAAGAAGAGUCCUCUGUACAGCCAGCUGAAGGAGGACACAGUCUGGUCCAUGGAGAGUUUCAACACCUACGUCAAUGACAGGUUUCAGGUUGCCAAGGGUCUGCCCAGGGACUGGGUACUGGGCGUCUUUGCAAGACGAAUGCAGCAGAUCAUGACGCAGUGUUUCUUUGCUGUCAAAUCCAAGUUGGAUCGCCGACUGGGCCUCUUUGACCUGAUUGGCUGUGACUUCAUGGUUGACGAGGACUUCAAGGUUUGGCUCCUGGAGAUGAACUGCAACCCGGCCCUGCAUACGAACUGUGAAGUGUUGAAGGAGGUGCUACCCGGCACUGUUGGUGAGGCGCUGGAUUUAACUCUAGAGAUCUUCAACAAGCGUCGCCUCGGGCAGACGAUUCUUCCUUUGCACAGUCAGAGAGAGUUUGUGCUGCUGUACAGUGGAGUCUUUCCUCCUGAUUCAGUGCUGCCCUGCAGAAAAGGCAACAUAAGCAAUGGAUUCAACCUGAAAAGCACCCAAAAGACUUCACUCAGGAGAUGUAAGUCGAGAACCGAGGGCAAAAGUGUGCCAUCAGCAUCCUCUGAUAGUCCUCUGAAUGUUACAGAGAGCCUUAAAGGAGAGAGUCGUUCAAAGUCCUCCACUGCUGCCUUAUAUCUGAAUCAAAGCCCUCAGUCACCUCAGGUAUCUCCACAUUCAAACAACAGCAGCAACACAGAGACUGUCAAACUGAAGAAACCCAGGCCUCGGUUUGAACUCAAACUCAGCAAGUGCACUUUUCCUCCUCGUUUGAAGAAUGCAGGAGAUGCUGAGGAGAAAACAAGGGUCAUCGUGCCGCUGUCGUCACCCAUAAUAAGUGAAGACUUCUCCACCUGUGAAUCUCCCCAGACAACAGUGUUGAUGUCCCAUCCUCAGUCGGGAUCUCCCACAGCAUCUGAAGACCUUGAAAGAGAUGAAGAGUGUGGGGAAGAAAACCUCGGAGAAGACACACAAGGUUGAGUGUUGAGACCAAAGAGGAGCUGUGGUGCAUUAUGUCCAGACGACUGAUAACAGAGCUUUGUCUAAAAGUUCCACACUUUGACAUUUGGUGCUGGUGUGCUAAAUGCUAACAAAUUCUAAAGGGUGAUAAUAAAGAAUCUAUUUAUCAUGUAAA
This is a messenger RNA of Notolabrus celidotus (New Zealand spotty), 2695 nucleotides long. RefSeq names its product tubulin tyrosine ligase-like family, member 10 (gene ttll10). The record is from RefSeq and is a predicted model, not a curated record. NCBI's taxonomy places the organism in Eukaryota, Metazoa, Chordata, Actinopteri, Labriformes, Labridae. The coding region runs from base 199 to 2541 and encodes 780 amino acids. Gene Ontology annotation, biological process: protein modification process. The transcript is spliced from 13 exons.